Molecule: messenger RNA, 2824 nt
Organism: Nicotiana tabacum (common tobacco)
Lineage: Eukaryota; Viridiplantae; Streptophyta; Magnoliopsida; Solanales; Solanaceae
Product: U-box domain-containing protein 19
Biological process (GO): protein ubiquitination
Molecular function (GO): ubiquitin-protein transferase activity; protein binding
Source: RefSeq, a predicted model, not a curated record
GCUUUUAAUAACUUUUAACUCCAAAAAGACAAAUAUCCCACGUCCCUAUCAGCUCCAAUUGCUUGGACUUGUUUCACACUUUCCCUAUAACCCUGGCAACAAGUCACCUUCAUGCACAUCCACGUGUACAAGCAGUCGGCAACGUGGGUCCCACAAUAUCAUUUCAACAAGUAAGAACCCACCUAAGAUAUCAACCAACUUAGUCCAAAAAAAUCUCAAGCCCGACCUUUCGGCCCAACCCAAGGUCCAAGAAACAUCACAAACCCAAUUGUUACAACACACGUGUCCAGUACACGUGUCCAAUAAUUCGCACAUCCUAAAGUACAUUUCAUUGUACUGAUUCACUCCAGUCAAAGCAGCCAAUCAGUUUACGCGUAGACAUUGGUGCCACGUGUUGUCCCAGAUUGUCUGGUUUUAAUCUUUCUAUAAAUGGAACCAACGGUAUCCUUAACCGACUCCAGGUCCUAAUUCCAAAUUGUUAACUUUCCAAUCUUGAAAUGAAAACAGAGCAUAUCUCAAAAGCCAAAAAUUGAAAAACAUUCAAAUUUAAACCUUAAACGCUUUAGUUCGUUCAAUGAUUCAAAGAUUUGACCGGAAUGAUCGCCGGAUUUUGACAUUCCCGGCGGUCCAUCCCUGUGAGAAUAUAUCUCCGGCUACCCUUUUGGAUUCUUUGAUUACUCUGUCUUGUAACAUAUGCAAUUUCAAAUCCAAAUUCUUUGCAACUCAAAGGAAAAAUGUCCGAGAAACCAUUAGACAAGUGGGAAUCCUCUUGAUUUUUUUCGAGGAAAUCCGAGAUAAUCUUCCAAGUAUUAAAGAUUCCAUUAUUCUUUGUUUUGCAGAACUCCACACAACAUUCCAAAAGCUAAAAUUUCUAUUAGAUGAUUGCACACGUGAAGGGGCAAGAACUUGGAUGCUUAUGAAAUCCCACUCUGUAGCGAGCCAAUUUCGAGCUUUGAUUAGAACUGUGGCUACAGCACUUGAUGUUCUUCCUUUGAAUUCUCUUAAUAUUUCUAGAGAAAUCAAGGAGUUAGCGAUAAUGGUGGCUAAUCAAGCAGAGAGGGCAAAAAUGGAGCUGGACCCUGAAGAUGAAGAUGCUAUGAAAAGGGUAAUUCUAAUUGUGAACCAAUUUGAGAAUAAGUACGAGCCAGACACACGUGUAAUCAAGAAAGUUCUGGAUUAUCUUAAUAUCUCCACUUGGGCUCAAUGUCACAAGGAGAUUAAAUUCUUGGAGGAAGAGAUCAAUUUUGAAUGCUCAGAGAAUUACGAAAGAGAAGUGCCUAUGUUAAGCAGUUUAGUAGGAUUCUUGAGCUACUGCAGAGGAAUUCUGUUCGAGGAUUCUGUUUAUGGCAACACUGAUCAAUUAGAUGGAACAUCCAAUCUUGAAACUUUAACUUGCUUGAAUCCUGAGGAUUUUCGGUGUCCGAUUUCUCUUGAACUCAUGACGGAUCCUGUAACAGUAUCCACGGGUCAAACCUAUGAUCGUGCUUCUAUUCAAAGAUGGCUCAAGUCAGGGAACCUCCUCUGUCCCAAAACAGGGGAGAUUCUACAAAGCACAGAAUUAUUACCUAAUUCGACUCUGAGGAAGCUCAUUCAACAAUUCUGCGCUGAUAAUGGAAUAUCCUUGGCUAAAUCAUGGAAGAAAAAUCGCGAUAUAUCGCGUACUAUUUUACCAGGAAGUCCAGCAGCUGCUGAAGCAAUCAAAUUCCUCUCCGAAUUUCUAGCAAGCAGACUUUAUUUUGGUUCGGAUCAGCAGAUAACCAAGGCUGCUUAUGAAAUUCGUUUGCUGGCAAAAUCAAAUAUUUUCAACAGGUCCGUAUUAAUUGAAGCUGCAUCUAUCCCAGAACUCUUACAGAUUCUUAACACAAAUGAUCCAAUUAUGCAAGAGAACUCAAUUUCUGCUUUGCUCAAACUAUCAAAACAUUCAAAUGGAAAGAAAGUGAUUAUGGAAAAUGGAGGCCUGAAUUUGAUUAUCCGUGUUCUUAAGGAUGGGUUAAAGUUAGAAGCUAAGCAAAUUGCAGCUGCCAUAAUUUUCUACAUCUCUUCACCUCGCGAAUAUCGAAAGGCAAUCGGAGAAAAUCCAGAAGUGUUUCCAGCUUUAGUUGAACUCAUCAAAGAAGGAACAAGUUGUGGGAAAAAGAAUGCCAUUGUUGCGAUAUUCGGGUUACUGCUGAGUCACAGGAACCAUGAGAGAGCACUUGGAGCUGGAACAGUUCGAGCACUAGUUGAUCUUUUAACUUCCUCAGAUAAAGCUGAACUAAAUACAGAUGCACUGGCAGUUCUAGCUUCAUUAGCAGAAAAAACUGAAGGGUCAUUUGCAAUUCUAGAAUCUUCAGCAUUACCAGUAAUAUUGAGUCAAUUACAGAAUUUAACAUCUCGAGCAGGAAAAGAGUACAGUGUUUCCAUUUUAUUAUCUUUAUGCAUCAACUGUGGCGCGGAGGUAUUAGCCGCUUUGGUAAGAGAGCAGGCGCUUAUGCCACUUCUUUAUUCACUUUUGACAGAAGGAACCAGCCAAGCAAAGAAGCGGACACGCUCUCUUAUUAAGAUUCUACAGAAAUUCUGUGAAACAAGUACUUCUAGGUUUGUGAGUGAAGUUCCACAAGAACAAUUUAUUGAUGUAAGGUGAAAGGUCGCAGGAUUUAUUUUUCUUCUCCUGGUCCGUGUAAAUAUAUCCUGAUAGUGGUAGUUAUAUGUGUCAAGUUUAGCUCCUCUCUUUUUUUCAGGAGCUAAAUGCAGAGUAGGUCAUCGGGUUUGGGAACUUAUACCUGAAUAAAUUUGUAACACAAUUCUUUGUUGUGAUGAUAAUGAAUUUGGACUUGUGUGAUAA